AAGCCAAUGAGGGUCCAAUGUCCAAUUGAUAACAAAUAUGCCGCAAUUUCAAAUGAGUUUGGGGCUAGUCAAGCAGCUCCAUUCGAAAACAAGCAGCGAGCGAGUGCGGACGGUUGAUACACGGCCAAAUAAAAACAAAAAUGUCUCUCUUGUAUAAAAUUGCCGGCAGUUCGGUGCGCCAAUUGGGCAGACGUAAUUAUGCCGCUGUUUCGCACAUUUCUGCAACCGGGCCAUCUUUUGGUCUUACUGAAGAGCAAAAACAAAUGCAGGACAUGGCCCGCAAGUUCGCCCGUGAGGAAAUUAUUCCCGUUGCAGCUAAAUACGACAAAUCCGGGGAAUACCCCUGGGAUAUUGUCAAAAAGGCAUGGUCAUUGGGCCUCAUGAACAAUCAUAUCCCCCAAGAAUUUGGUGGCCUGGGUCUGGAUAACUUCACAACUUGUUUGAUCGCUGAAGAGUUGGCAUACGGUUGCACUGGUAUCAUGACCGCUUUGGAAGCUAGUUCCUUGGGCCAAACCCCAAUUAUUCUCGCCGCCAACACAGAACAAAAGAAGAAAUACUUAGGUCGUCUAAUUGAGGAGCCUCUGGUUGCCGCUUACUGUGUCACAGAGCCCGGUGCUGGUUCGGAUGUCGCCGGUAUUAAGACUCGCGCCGAAAAGAAGGGUGACGAAUACGUUAUUAAUGGACAAAAAAUGUGGAUCACAAAUGGUGGAGUUGCCAACUGGUAUUUCGUUUUGGCCCGCACAAAUCCCGACCCCAAAUGCCCAGCUAGCAAGGCUUUUACCGGUUUCAUUGUUGAGCGCGAUACUCCCGGCCUAACCCCCGGUCGCAAAGAAAUGAAUAUGGGUCAACGUGCAUCUGACACUCGUGGUAUUACAUUCGAAGAUGUCCGCGUACCAAAAGAAAACGUACUCAUUGGCGAAGGAGCUGGUUUCAAAAUUGCAAUGGGCACCUUCGAUAAAACUCGUGCUCCUGUGGCUGCAGGCGCUGUUGGCUUAGCACAACGUUGCCUGGACGAGGCACUCAAGUACUCAUUGGAACGUAAAACAUUUGGUGUUCCCAUCGCCUACCAUCAAGCUGUGCAAUUCAUGCUCGCCGACAUGGCUAUUGGUGUAGAAACCGGUCGUCUUGCAUAUCGUAUGGCUGCAUGGGAAGUCGACCAGGGUCGCCGUAACAGUUACUAUGCUUCAAUCGCCAAAUGUCAUGCUGCCGAUAUGGCCAAUAAAAUUGCUUCCGAUGCCGUCCAAAUCUUUGGUGGAAAUGGUUUCAACACUGAAUAUCCUGUAGAAAAAUUGAUGCGUGAUGCCAAGAUCUAUCAAAUCUAUGAAGGGACAUCCCAAAUUCAGCGUCUUAUCAUUUCAAGAAACAUGUUUGAGGCAGCCAAACAGUCAUCCCAAUGAGACUAAACUUGUCAGGUUCAAAUCUAGUUAUUAACAUGUAUUGUAAGAAGUACCAUCUGUGGCUUUUACUUUUUUUAUUAUACAGUGUAUAAAUAAGUUGUUAAAAUCGAUUAAUAUAAAAUUUUAUAAUAUUAUUAAAA
Musca domestica (house fly) is the source of this 1537-nucleotide messenger RNA. RefSeq names its product medium-chain specific acyl-CoA dehydrogenase, mitochondrial (gene Mcad). The record is from RefSeq and is a predicted model, not a curated record. The coding region runs from base 141 to 1397 and encodes 418 amino acids. Gene Ontology annotation, molecular function: medium-chain fatty acyl-CoA dehydrogenase activity; flavin adenine dinucleotide binding. Gene Ontology annotation, cellular component: mitochondrion. Gene Ontology annotation, biological process: medium-chain fatty acid catabolic process; fatty acid beta-oxidation. NCBI's taxonomy places the organism in Eukaryota, Metazoa, Arthropoda, Insecta, Diptera, Muscidae. The transcript has 3 exons.